Messenger RNA from Fraxinus pennsylvanica, 639 nucleotides. The record is from the annotation of a GenBank genome assembly. Lineage: Eukaryota; Viridiplantae; Streptophyta; Magnoliopsida; Lamiales; Oleaceae.
AUGGUGAAAACCAAAGCCCAAUCGAAGAAGAAGGCGCAAAAACGCGGAAUAGAUUUCAAAAAAAUAAAGAAGAAAAUUGGUCGAAAAUUGCCGCCUCCGAAGAAUGCUACAAACACUGAAAUCAAAUCCAAAGCAAUAGUUCUUCCAGAGCAGAGUGUAGCCUCUGAAAAGGCGGGUUUAGCAGUUAGCAAAAAAGGUUUAACAUUGAAGGAGCUGCUUCAGCAGACAAGCCAUCAUAACUCCAAAGUCAGGAGAGAUGCAUUGAUAGGUAUUAAAGAUGUAUUCCUUAAGCACCCUGCCGAGCUAAAAUUGCAUGAACUUGCUGUUAUAGAGAAACUGCGCGAACGCAUUGGCGAUGAUGAUAAGUUGGUCUGUGAAACACUUUAUCAACUUUUUAAGUCAGUGAUAUUCCCUGGCUGUAAAGAGGAAAAUAAUUGGCUAUACAUGGAUGGAACUGAUCCUACGAUAUUAGACUAUCAGAUCACUUGGAUACGUGAGCUUGCUCCAUUGCUAAUUUUGUUAGGUGACAAAAACCCUACAUGUUCCAAGUCUUCUGUGGAGAUCAAAGCAUUGGUAUAUUGGCUCUAUCCUUCAGCAAUGAUCAAGGGUUUGAAUUUUGCUGCCAAAGCUAAUUUUUAA